Molecule: messenger RNA, 2240 nt
Organism: Lontra canadensis (Northern American river otter)
Lineage: Eukaryota; Metazoa; Chordata; Mammalia; Carnivora; Mustelidae
Gene: KAZALD1
Product: Kazal type serine peptidase inhibitor domain 1
Exons: 5
Coding region: 570-1493 (307 amino acids)
Biological process (GO): regulation of signal transduction; regulation of cell growth
Cellular component (GO): extracellular region
Molecular function (GO): insulin-like growth factor binding
Source: RefSeq, a predicted model, not a curated record
CUCCAGGAGCGCGCGACUUGGCAUCAGAGCUCCUACUGCCUCCCUAUUAUGCAGCUGCUCUGGCAGACCCCAGGGACUGUAAAGUCCGAUGGGACAAGCCCUCGACCUUCACUCAACCCUUCCAGCCUCCCAGCCACCACCAUAUCCCUUACUCCCAACCCCCACCCCACCCUACCCCUUGUCUUCUCCCAGCUUCGGUGUCCGGUUACGGGCUCCUCACUUCUCACUGUGACUUUGGCCCAGCUAGGGGAAGUGGCCCAGGAGGGUCCCUUGAGGCUGCAUGAAAUUGGCAGCUUCAGAACUGGAGGGAGGGGGUUGAGUGCGACGUCGAGAGGCGGGGAGAGGGGCGGAGGAGGUGCUCUCUGAGUCCAAGUCCGUGGGCUCUCUCAGAGAUCCUCAAGCCGGAGCAGAGGUGGCUGGCAGGCCCAGCGGAUUGUUGGCCUCUGCUUUCUUUCCACCGCCUGCUUUUUCCCACCGGAGACAGGGCUGUUCUGAAGGGCUUAGUCCUGGACACUAGGGUGCCACGAACGCGCUGAUGCCCGGAGUGCUCGCAGGGCUUCCAGCUAACCAUGCCGCAGCAGCCCGCAGCUGCCACGGCGCCGCCCUCGCUGCUCCUGCUGCUGCCGCUGCUGCUGCUCCUGCUACGGACGCCGCCCCCGACAGGCGCACGGCCGUCCCCAGGACCCGAUUACCUACGGCGCGGCUGGCUGCGGCUGCUGGCGGAGGGCGAGGGCUGCGCUCCCUGUCGGCCAGAAGAGUGCGCCGAGCCGCGGGGUUGCCUGGCUGGCCGGGUGCAAGACGUGUGCGGCUGCUGCUGGGAAUGCGCCAACCUCGAGGGCCAGCUCUGCGACCUGGACCCCAGCGCCCACUUCUACGGGCGCUGCGGCGAGCAGCUUGAGUGCCGGUUGGACGAGGGCGGCGACCUGAGCCGCGGAGAGGUGCCGGAGCCUCUGUGUGCCUGCCGCUCUCAGCGCCCGCUCUGCGGGUCGGACGGCCGCACCUACGCGCAGAUCUGCCGCCUGCAGGAGGCGGCCCGCGCUCGACCUGACGCCAACCUCACGCUGGCGCACCCGGGGCCCUGCGAAUCCGAGCCCCAGAUCGUGUUGCAUCCGUAUGACGUUUGGAACGUGACGGGGCAGGAUGUGAUCUUUGGCUGCGAGGUGUUUGCCUACCCCAUGGCAUCCAUCGAGUGGAGGAAGGACGGCUUGGACGUUCAGCUCCCCGGGGAUGACCCCCACAUCUCAGUGCAGUUCAGGGGUGGACCCCAGAGGUUUGAGGUCACAGGCUGGCUGCAGAUCCAGGCUGUGCGUCCCAGCGACGGAGGUGUCUACCGCUGCCUGGCCCGCAACGCCCUGGGCCAGGUCGAGGCUCCAGCUAGCCUGACAGUGCUCACGCCAGACCAGCUGAACUCCACAGGCAUCCCCCAUGUGCCAUCCGUGCCUCUGAUUCCUGGGGAGGAGGCUGCGAGUGAAGAGGGCGAGGAUUACUACUAGGGCUGCAGCCCCGGGCUGUGGGGGUGCGUGAGUGGGGAGAGUGCUCAUCCCUGCUCUUGAAAAGACCUGGAAGGGGGAGCAGGGCCCUUUCAUUGCUUUGGUGCCCUUAAUAGGGGGAACACGGUGGUGGUUAAGUAGGGAGACAAAAGUUGGCAGAGGGCAGGGAGAGAGGCAGACGCUAGGGGAAGUGGGAAGCAAAGAGGCCUAUGGAGGAGGUGCCCUGGCCAGGACAGCCUCCAGCAUAGACCAACCAGGCAGAAGACAGCAGCUGCCUCCUGGUCGCUAGGCUGGGAGGGAGUAUCAGGGAAGGGGGUUGCAGAGGAAACACAAAGAGGCAGCCGGGAUCCUCCACUUCUUCCUGACAACCUUCCCUCCAGCCCUCUUCAGCCAGUCUUCUGAACUACCCUUUGUCACAGCUCCUACUGUUAUUUUUCUAGUCCCUAACCUUGGCCUAGCCUCAGUUUUCCCUUCCUCAAAACUCACCUUCUAGAAAUUUCUCCCCUCACCUAAGUUCUAAUUGCACUUACUAACAGCAGUCCUCUUUGCUGUUGGCCAUCUGUGGUCUGGAAAAGCAUAAUGGAGCACGGUUUAGGCCAGUGCAUUAAGAUGGGCAUUUGGUCAUGUCUAACUUCUGUCCUUCUGGAAAAUUCGAGGCCAGGACCAUAUCUUAUACCACUCUGUAUUGGACACUGCCUAGCACAGGACUAGGCACAGUAGGCAUGCAAUAAAGAUUUAUGAACAAACUGA